Messenger RNA from Elephantulus edwardii (Cape elephant shrew), 267 nucleotides. Its product is annotated as histone H2A.Z-like. Gene Ontology annotation, molecular function: protein heterodimerization activity; structural constituent of chromatin; DNA binding. Gene Ontology annotation, cellular component: nucleosome. NCBI's taxonomy places the organism in Eukaryota, Metazoa, Chordata, Mammalia, Macroscelidea, Macroscelididae. The record is from RefSeq and is a predicted model, not a curated record. The transcript is spliced from 2 exons. The coding region runs from base 1 to 267 and encodes 88 amino acids.
AUGCCUGGAGGUAAGGCUGGGAAAGACUCCGGAAAGGCCAAGACAAAGGCUGUUUCCUCCUUGCAGAGAGCCAGCUUGCAGUUCCCAGUACUUGAAUUGGCAGGAGAUGCAUCAAAAGACUUAAAGGUAAAACAUACUACAGCUCAUUACUUGCAACUUACUAUUCCAGGAGAUGAAGAAUUGGACUCUUUCAUCAAGGCUACAAUUGCUGGUGGUGGUGUCAUUGCACAUACCCACAAAUCUCUGAUUGGGAAGAAAGGACAAUAA